Rhopalosiphum padi (bird cherry-oat aphid) is the source of this 1744-nucleotide messenger RNA. RefSeq lists its product as uncharacterized. The record is from RefSeq and is a predicted model, not a curated record. Lineage: Eukaryota; Metazoa; Arthropoda; Insecta; Hemiptera; Aphididae. The transcript is spliced from 7 exons. The coding region runs from base 357 to 1535 and encodes 392 amino acids.
AUUGCAUGUGUCAUGUAUGCGUAUGAAAGAGACGGUCUUGUCAUGUAGACCAUUGUAGGAUGUAGAUAGCGAGAUGAAUAAUAUUAAUAAUAAUAAUAUUAUAUGUAGGAUGUAACUUAGGAUUAUUGUGCCUACGUUUAUUCUAUUUAUUUUUUACGUAACAAAACAAUCGCAAACGGACUAGAUACGGCUUGUUCAACGUGUUGUUUCCGUGACAGCGGUCUGGAAAUCGUUUUAAAUCGGCAACGAAAUAAUAUAGUGAUACAAUACUCACGGAUGGAGGUAUGAAGCGUUUGUGUCCACCGACUAUGAGUGCUCACCAUCCAGAUUUCGGGAAAUGAAAAUGAGCGAAAAUAAUGAGUUUGAUUCGAAGAAAAAUAAAAUUGGUAAUCGUUUCGAUUUUCAUUAUUGCAGAGGCGGUAUAUUCAUAUGCAGAUAGUAAUAGUGCAAUAGAAAAGUGUAACAGUACACAUUCAGACUGUUUAAAAUGUGAUACCGAUGGACUUUGUAAAAAAUGUAGGAAAGUAUUGAUUGUCGCUACAGGUCAAUGUGCUGAAACUUGUCCAUCGGGGUAUGAAUUCACAUGGUCCACAAAUUAUCAUCAAAUGGGCCGCGUGUGCUCAAUAAUUGAUAAGACUAUAUUUGGAAAUAUAAAAUUGUCGGGUCAAGUUGCUGCAAUAACUGUUGGAGUCGUCAUAGGAUUUCUUAUAGUGUCAACUAUCUUAUUGGUUGUAGGAAUGGUAGUCAAAUUUAAAAAAUGUUCAAAUAUUAGGUCAAAAUCUCGUAUGUCACCUAGUUUAGGACCCUUGACUAGUGGUUCUCACCAAAGCCAAGAAAGUGAUGACUGUGACAGAUUGGAGUUUUUUAAACAGUUAGAAAAGUUACGACCUGAUGCACCAGUUUUCUUAUCAAUGUUAAAUGAAACAAGAAAACAAGUUCGAGAACUUAGAGGUCCUAGCCGACAACAUUCCGCAAUUCAAGCAUAUCGACCAGUUUUAAAAGAUUUAUCCAGAAUCUUAAUACUGUUAAAUAAAGAAGAUUGUUUCUUAAACCCUCCUUCUGAUUGGGAAAUUUUAUUGGCGUGGGGCGAUAGAGUCUUGCGAAGAUACAAAAAACAACAUCCUAUAAUGGUUACUCAAACAAAUUCAAACGAGCAUUUUAGUGAUAAACCAAUUCAGUUGACUACUUUUACAAACAGUAAAAAACAUAGACCGUUAUCAGCAUCUUCAUCAUCACCAUCUCGCAUUAAACAACUCGCAAUCUCAGUCUUUGAUGAUAAUUAUAAUGAUCACAACAGACAUCCAGACGAGAAUGAUGAGGUGAUUAUGCUACGAGAAAAGACUGUAUCAACUUUUGGUCGAUCCACUAGUCCUGCUUCUCUUUCAUUAUUAGAAGCGAAUGCAUCUAAAAGUAUGUUAGUAGCUGAGUGGAAUGCUGAAAUGCCUCCCUACAAUUGUUACUCAACUGCAACUGAUGAAGAUGAUUUUUUCACUCUUGGCUUCAGACCACAAGAUGAAAUAACAACAGAACUUUAGCAUUUAAUAAUGGUCUGUACAUCACUUUUAUUUACUUAAUUUUAUAAAAAUAUGGUUGUUGAUUAUUCUGGUUCAGGUAACAACUACCAAAACUAUUUCUAAAUUAUGUAUAGAUUAUGUAUAUUUAUAAAUUUGUUUUUUUGUACCAAAAAGAAUAUCAAACAAUGUCUAUUUACUUAUGCCAAUAAAUUAUUUUUUUAUUUUUUUAA